UGUAUAUUUUUUUCUUUGCUCCUGUGAAACCCAAGUUUAUUCCAUCAAUUGAUUCUUCUAAGAUCCCUUUAUUCUCUCUCGUAUAUAUUGUUUUCAUUCGGAUCUGUCUAUGCCCAGACAAAAACAAAACCUAACCUUUCUCCCCAGUCCUCCCCCAUCAAUUUAAAAGCUUCCAUUUUCUUCAAAGGUGAAAAUUAAAAAAAAUAAUAAAAUUACAGAUGUCGUCGAUCAACGGCCACAAUCACAGUGAUUAUUCAGAGAAAAUGCAGAGGUGUCAAGAUUACGUUCAUGGAUUAGAGCAAGAGCGUUCCAAGAUUCAAGUUUUCCAACGUGAACUCCCUCUUUGUCUCGAGCUUGUUACCCAAGCAAUUGAGGCAUGCAAGCAGCAGUUACACGGGCAAUUAUCGGAAUGUUCGGAGCAGACAUCAAGCGACGUCGUUCCGGUGCUGGAAGAGUUCAUCCCUAUCAAAAGGGCAUUUUCGUCAUUUCACUCCGACGAAGACGAUGAAGAAGAAGAAGAGCAGGAAUCGAAGAAGCUGAAAAACGACGACGAUAGCAGCAACAAAAAAUCUGAUUGGCUUAGAUCUGUUCAGCUCUGGAAUAAUCAAACCCCAGAUCUGUCAAAAGAGGAUUCGCCGAGAAAAGUGGCGGUGACGGAGGUGAAGAGGAACGGUGGCGGCGGCGCAUUUCAUCCCUUUAAGAAGGAGAAGAGUACUACUACUACUACUGUAGCGGUUGUUGCAGCUCCUCCACAAGAAGGGUCGAUGCCACCGGCAUCCACCAGCUCCACGGCGGAGACAGGCGGCGGAAAUAAGAAGGAAGAUAAGGAGUCGCAGUCGCAGAGAAAGUCAAGGAGGUGUUGGUCACCUGAGUUACACAGACGAUUCCUGCAAUCCCUUCAACAACUCGGUGGCUCACAUCUUGCCACUCCUAAACAAAUUAGGGAGUUGAUGAAGGUUGAUGGUCUCACUAAUGACGAGGUUAAGAGCCAUUUACAGAAGUAUCGGUUACACACAAGAAGGCCUAACAACCAGUCAAUGCAAAACAACAACAACAACAAUCAACAAGCGCCGCAAUUUGUGGUGGUCGGAGGAAUAUGGAUGCAGCCGGAAUAUGCUACUCCAAUGGCGGCAGCAACCACCACUUCCGGGGAGGCAGCUUCCGGUGUGGCCAACUCCACCGGAAUCUAUGCCCCGGUAGCUUCCCUGCCGCCACCCUUCCACCACGCCUCUAAACAAAGACAACAUAUUUCCGAUAAUGAUAGAGGCUGCAGCCAUAGUGAUGGCGGAGUACAUUCGAAUUCUCCGGCCACCUCCUCCUCCACGCAUACAAGCACAGCCUCACCGGCUAUUUACUGAUUGUAUUUUUUUUUUUAUUUAAGUUGUAGAAAUUGAAUUUACAGCUGUAAUUCGUGAAAUUUUUGCAGUGAAUUAAAUUAUAGAGUGGGACAAGAGUUGAUUUUGUGUCAUUUUCGUAAUUUUAAUUUUUUUUUAAUUAUAUGAUUUUAAUUUGUAUCUCUUGUAACUUGGAAGCAUGCAUUUGAUAAUGACACUCGAAUUGAUUAAUCAUUGAUUAAAGUUUUAUUUCCCAGUG
Messenger RNA from Erythranthe guttata (spotted monkey flower), 1593 nucleotides. RefSeq names its product transcription factor HHO2. The record is from RefSeq and is a predicted model, not a curated record. NCBI's taxonomy places the organism in Eukaryota, Viridiplantae, Streptophyta, Magnoliopsida, Lamiales, Phrymaceae. Gene Ontology annotation, biological process: regulation of DNA-templated transcription. Gene Ontology annotation, molecular function: DNA-binding transcription factor activity; DNA binding.